AUGAAGCGAUGGGAUGCAGCCCUACGUCAGCAAAGAGCACCGGAUGGGGCAAUUAUUCGUGUGAACGGACAUGCCGAAUGUGGAAAACGUCCGAUGGCGAUUGUUCCCGGCGAUCGCCACUCAGCUGCUAUCGAGCCCAUUAAGGUUAGUUAGGU
Molecule: messenger RNA, 155 nt
Organism: Strongylus vulgaris
Lineage: Eukaryota; Metazoa; Nematoda; Chromadorea; Rhabditida; Strongylidae
Source: the annotation of a GenBank genome assembly